AUGCAGGGCAAUUUAAGCAGAUUAGUGAGAAAUGGCGUUCGACCGCUUUUGGCUAAAAGUAGUUUACAUACCACAACUGUUAACUAUGAUUCACAAGUAUCUGAAAAAACUUUAAAUCAAGUUACACUUCUUGGCCGAGUUGGUGCUGAUCCACAGAAAAGAGGCACUGAAGAGCAUCCUGUAAUAAACUUUCCUCUUGCAACUCAUUUCAGCUACAAAUAUGAAUCUGGUGAUGUUUUGCAAAAGACCGACUGGCACAGAAUCAGUGUUUUUAGACCAGGAUUAAGAGAUACGGUAUACAAAUUUCUUAAAAAAGGUCAAAGAGUUUAUGUAACUGGUAAAUUGUCAUAUGGAGAAAUUAAAUUAGAUGAUGGUCAAGUUAGAUCAGCAUCAACAGUAAUAGCGGAUGAUAUCAUAUUUUUCCAACCUCAAAGUGGAAAAACUUAA
This is a messenger RNA of Pieris macdunnoughi, 447 nucleotides long. The record is from the annotation of a GenBank genome assembly. Lineage: Eukaryota; Metazoa; Arthropoda; Insecta; Lepidoptera; Pieridae.